Ahaetulla prasina is the source of this 6586-nucleotide messenger RNA. It is a transcript of the gene RBL1, whose product is annotated as RB transcriptional corepressor like 1. Gene Ontology annotation, biological process: regulation of transcription by RNA polymerase II; negative regulation of G1/S transition of mitotic cell cycle; cell differentiation. Lineage: Eukaryota; Metazoa; Chordata; Lepidosauria; Squamata; Colubridae. The transcript is spliced from 22 exons. Bases 47 to 3214 code for a protein of 1055 amino acids. Gene Ontology annotation, cellular component: transcription regulator complex; nucleus; chromatin. The record is from RefSeq and is a predicted model, not a curated record. Gene Ontology annotation, molecular function: RNA polymerase II transcription regulatory region sequence-specific DNA binding.
CAUUGUGGGUAGGGCAGCGCCUGUGGCUGUGAGGACGGUUGCCCUCAUGUCGCAGGAAGGAGUGGAGGCUGCUGCUGCUGUGCAGUGCCCUGUCCGGGCCGCCCUCGAUCAUUUGUGUCAGGAACUCAAUCUGGACGUUGACAGCGCUUCGGAAGCCCUUCGGGAUUUCACAGCCUUACGGGGCACCUACAGCCUUGAGGGAGACAUUAUACAUUGGUUGGCUUGUUCUCUCUAUGUUGCUUGCCGCAGAAGUGUAGUGCCUACUGUAGGAAGUAGUUUGAUGAAAGGAAAUUGUGUCUCACUGACCAGGAUUCUGCGUUCAGCAAAGUUAAGCUUAAUUCAGUUUUUUAGUAAAAUGAAAAAAUGGAUGGACAUGUCAAACCUGUGUCAAGAAUUUCGAGAGAGAGUAGAGAAGUUGGAGAGGAACUUUGAAGUGUCCACAGUAAUAUUUAAAAAAUAUACCCCAAUCUUUUUAGAUAUAUUUAAAAAUCCUUAUGAAGAACAACCUAAAUUUCAAAGAAGCAGGAAACAUAGGCGGGUAUCCUGUAGUGCUAAAGAUCUAUUCAACUUCUGCUGGACUCUAUUUGUCUACACAAAGGGUAAUUUCAGUAUGAUUGGAGAUGAUCUAGUGAACUCAUAUCAUUUACUUUUAUGCUGCUUGGAUAUGAUUUUUGCAAAUGCACUUUUGUGUCCAUAUAAAAAAGAUUUAAUAAAUCCAUCUUUCAAAGGUUUGCCAGAAGACUUUCAUACAACUGACUACAGAACUUCUGAAAGGCCACCAUGCAUUAUUUCUACACUGUGUGAAUUACAUGAUGGACUUUUGGUAGAUGCCAAAGGCAUAAAAGAACAUUACUUUAAGCCAUAUAUUUCAAAGCUCUAUGAUAGGAAGAUUUUAAAAGGAGAUUGUCUUUUGGAUCCAAGCAACUUUGUAAAUAACAACAAAGCCCUGAAUAAAGAAUAUGAAGAAUAUGUUCUCACAAAAGGUGAUUUUGAUGAAAGGGUUUUCUUGGGAGCAGAUGCAGAAGAAGAAAUUGGAACACCUCAAAAAUGUUGUGCGGCUACACCAUGCGGGAAUAUAAGAGUUCAUGUUGAAUGUCAUCUUCAACCACAUUUUGAGAAAAGAUCCUUUGCACCAUCAACCCCUUUAACUGGCAGGAGUUACUUGAAAGAGAAGGAAUCAGUAAUUACACCAGUUGCUUCUGCAACACAGAGUGUGAGCCGGUUACAAAGUAUUGUAGCAGGGUUGAAAAAUGCACCAAGUGAACAGCUUGUAGCUAUUUUUGAAUCAUGUAUACGGAAUCCUAUGGAGAAUAUUCUGAAAGGAGUGAAAAAGAUAGGUGACAUUUUCCGUCAGAAUUAUACUCUGUCCGUCAAUGAUCAACUGGUAUGCCAUUUAGAUUUUGCACUUCACCGAUUAAAAUUGGCAGAAAUUCUGUAUUAUAAAAGUUUGGAAACUAUAAUGUUACAAGAAAAGCGAAGGCUGCCUGGCAAAGACAUGUCUACCAUUUUAGAACAAGAUAUUUUCCAUUGCUCUUUGCUUGCAUGUUGUUUUGAAAUAGUGCUGUUUGCAUAUCGUUCACCAAGAACUUUUCCCUGGAUCAUUGAUAUUCUUAAUGUCAAGCCAUUCUAUUUCUACAAGGUGAUUGAAGUAUUGAUACGUUCAGAAGAAGGACUCUCAAGAGAUAUGGUAAAACAUCUUAAUAGCAUUGAGGAACAGAUUCUUGAAAAUCUAGCCUGGAGAGACGACUCUGUACUUUGGGAUGCCCUUCAAGCCUCAGAAGAUGAGGUUCCUCGCUGUGAAGAAGUAAUAUUUCCAAGUAAUUUUGAAACAGGAAAUGGAGCGAAAGGAUUAGGAUAUCUUCCCAUGAUGCCAGCUUCGCCUAUCAUGCAUCCCAGAGUAAAAGAGGUUCGGACAAAUCAUGAGGGCAGUCAUAAGCGAGAUUUGCAGCUAUUGUCUCCAAUCUCCAUUCAUGACCGUUACAAUUCUCCUAUGGCAGGGAGUGCUAAAAGAAGGCUUUUUGGAGAUGAAAGCCCUCCCACAAAAUCUGUAGAAAAAAAAUAUGCUGAAGCAAUGAAGCUGACAACAGACAAGCAUAUGUCUGUUUCACCUGAUGAAAUUGGUCUAAGUAUGGCACAAACUGCAGGAACAAGACAAAAAGUAACAAUCCCAUUACACGAUGAUACAAAUGAGACAGGAAGGAUCACAUUGAUACCUAUUGCAGUCAACCUAUCUGAAGACUCUAAAGUGGACAGCUAUGGGCAAGUCCCACUCAGUGCUGAUGCUUUAAUGACUGUUUGUUCAAGUCAGCCUCCUCCAAGUGAACCCUUUCAUUCAGCAGGAAACAAGCCAAAGAAAACUGGAUCUCUAGCACUUUUUUUCAGAAAGGUAUACAAUUUGGCAAGUGUUCGAUUACGUGAUCUAUGCUCAAAACUGGAUGUUUCCAAUGAUUUACGAGGGAAGAUAUGGACUUGUUUUGAAUUCACUUUAGUCCAUUGUACAGAUCUAAUGAAAGAUAGACACUUGGAUCAGCUUCUUCUCUGUGCUUUUUAUAUCAUGGCAAAGUUACAACGGCUUCUUGCUCAGGUGUCUAAAGAAGAAAGAACUUUUCAGGACAUAAUGAAAAGUUAUAGAAAUCAACCUCAAGCUAACAGCUAUGUAUAUAGAAGUGUCUUACUGAAAAAAGUACAAGCUGAUGUAAUAGAUGUAAAACAUGAAAGCAUAUCAAAUGAAGGUAACGGUGGUGUCUGCGGAAAGAUGAACAAUUAUAGAGAUUUGAAAAAAGAAGAGAGAGGCGAUCUUAUAAUGUUUUACAACACUAUUUAUGUAAAAAAAGUGAUAAAUUUUGUAUUGAAAUAUGUUUCCAACCAUGAUUAUAUGAUGGAAGCACCUCCUCUUUCCCCCUUCCCCAGCAUUAAACAGCUACCAGUAUCUCCUCGGCGAAUUUCUCAGCAACAUUCUCUUUAUGUUUCACCACACAAGAAUGGUUCUUGCCUAACACCUAAGAGCGCACUAUUAUAUAAAUUUAAUGGGAGCCCCUCUAAGAGUUUGAAGGAAAUUAACAAUAUGAUUAAACAAGAAGGACAGAGACCAAAGAAGAGAGCAAUAUCAAUUGAUAGUGACACAGAAUCACCGGCUAAGAGACUUUGUCAGGAGAAUGAUGAUGUUUUACUUAAACGUCUUCAAGAUGUUGUCAGUGAAAGAGCAAACCAUUAAAUCAGCAAAGAUGCUGUAAGCACCAAAGCUUCCUUGUGACUCAAUUCUCUAUCUUCGUAAAGUUUUUAUGUUUUCUAGGUAGACAGUUAUCAAUCAAUUUAUUAGCAUUUUAAGAUGCUCCAUUAUCGAAACAAAAUUUAUGGCAGUUAUGAAUUUUGAUUUUUAUAUUCUGAAUUUAUGUCAUUAUUUUGAAGGUUUUGAUCAGAGCUAUAUUAACUAAUACAUUUUAAGGAAUAAUUAUGUGAAAGUAGGAGCUUGUGAGAAAAUCUUGAUUUAAGUUGGCUUUUUCAACAUUUACAAUAUCUGUUAUUUACUGGUAUAGUAAUUUGGGUUUAUGGUUCACUUAAAAACAUUUUUGGUAUUAUUGUUUAAAAAAGUAUUACGAUCUAUGCAUUAUUUUAAUAUAAAAUAAAGUAAGAUACAGUUAAUCAUUAAUACAAUAAGAUAAGGUGUUGUAGUUUAGAAUGGAGAUAUUUCCCGUUUGAAAGGUUGGAUAAAUGCUUUGAAUAAACUAUUCUGUAAAGCAGGGUCCCCACCCCUGGGCCAUGGCCUGUUUGGAGCUGGGCCGUGCAAGCAGUGGGGGAGCGUGUGAGCAAGUGCAGCUCCAUUUGCAUGAGCGACAGGUGCACGUGCCCACCGCUUAUGCAAAUAGAGCUGCACACACACACACUGCUUGCAUGAAAGCAUCCCUUCUCCCCUCCUGUCACUGCUGGUGGUCUGCAGAGCCAGAAAGGUUGGGGACUGCUGCUGUAAAGCACUGAACUCUUAGCUCCUAAUAGAAUGGCAAUUUUUGUACAGGAUAAGCUGAAGUAGGAUUUGAGGUAAUUGGUUUUAAUUUUGCUACUAGGACAAUUGUGUGAAAAUAUACUUUCAUUAUAGUCUGUAUUGGUUUACUUUGUUCUAAAUUAAUUUCCUAAAGUGAUACUGAGCCCUGGUUGAAUACAUGGAUGCACUCCUUGUUUAUAUAGAGUUUAAGAGAUGCAUAGGCAUCUAUAGUGCAGAAGCAGUUCUCUUGGUAUGAGUAUGAUAUGAGUAACAUGCAUUUAUAAUUAAUAUGGUUUCUCACAGGGAGAACCUGACUACAUGAUACAUUAUAGCUUUUUAUCUAAGAUGCAGUUGUGUCUGACUAUGGCAUCUCAAGUGUUUCCUUUCCCGCUUCAAGGGAAGGCGGAAGCAUUGUCUAAAUAGGUAUCUUCCUUUGCUCUUAAAAUGGAAAAUAUUUCUGCUGUAUAAAACAUAAAAAAGUACUACGUUGCUGUCUUUAUCUUACCAUUGGCUAGGUUUGAAAAUAAUUUUCCAGCAUUUUUUUUUUAAUUUACAUUUAUAUCCCGCCCUUCUCCGAAGACUCAGGGCGGCUUACAUUGUGUAAGGCAAUAGUCUCAUUCUAUUUGUAUAUUUAUAUAAAAAGUCAACUUAUUGCCCCCCCAACAAUCUGGGUCCUCAUUUUACCUACCUUAUAAAGGAUGGAAGGCUGAGUCAACCUUGGGCCUGGUGGGACUAGAACCUGCAGUAAUUGCAAGCAGCUGUGUUUAAUAACAGGCCUCCUACAGCCUGAGCCACACCGCACUCAACACUGUUGAGAGGCAGGGAAAAAACCUAUAAACUUAAGCUUUCUUUUUCUCCUUUCAUCCCCCAAACCCUAGAAAACACUGAAAAUGAUUUCCUAGGAAAAUACUGUUUCUAUGCAUUAUCAACUUUUGCUAAAUCAAGGAAAAUUAUGGCUCAAUAUUAUAAAGUAUACCAGUCUUCUUUAAUGAACUACUUGGUAGCUCUAACCACCUGCUAAGCAGUUGUAAAUUGUGACAUUCUAUUAAAAUAAUUUUUUCAACCUGAAAAGCUUAUUUUCCUUUGUGUAGUAUCUACACAAAAUAUAAGCCUUAUCAAAUUAAGUGUAUGCAUAAAAUCAGUAUGAAAUAUUAUAAGGUUUUAACUGUAGUAUUCUAUUUGGCUACUUUUAAAAAAAAUACUGAAUUUUUUUUAUGAAGAGGAAAAUUCAUUAGAAAUAUUUUAUGAAAAUGUAGAAAGAUAGAAGUUCCAUCAUAAAGGAUCAUUCUAACUAUUUAAGAACCAUAAAAUAUUUUAUAUUUCUGAUUCAUAUAUAGAAAAGUUUAGAUUGUUAAGAUUGCUUUUGUAACAGUUUAAUCAGUUCUAAAAAGGAUUUUUAUAUUUAGUUAGUGUUCCAUAGUAUAAUGCAUUGAGAGCUAUCAUUUAAUAAACCACCAUAAAGCCAAAUAAUAUGCUGAAAAAUGUUUUACAAUAGACUUAAAUAUAUUUAUAAAAGGUGAUUUUUUUCUUUGGCUUGUUAUCACAGAGUGUGGCAUAAAAUUAUACUCAGAGUAUAGUUUCAAUUAUAUGCAAUUGGUUUUUACCUUUUACUUUUCUCUCAAUAAUAUAAAUUCAUUCAAGGCAGGGAAGGGGACUACCUUGGGAUCUUCAAAGAAAAAAGUGCCCUCCCAGGCCUUCAGCCUUAAAAAAACAAAAAGAAAAAAGAAAACUGAACAAUGAUUGCUGCCGAGAUUUGAUGCAUGUAAUAGAGGUAGCUAGGGAUAUAGAUCAGCAGAAAGAAGCAGUCUGUGAGCAGACAUAGCAGCUGUCUCCACUAACUCUUGAGUGGCAGCACAGAGAUAACAGAAAUCCCUAAUUUAUGAGUGCCAUUUAGUUGGCUGUCUGAUUUUUAUAGUCCUGUUCUGGUAGUACAGCUAUACUCCUAAAGAGUAGUCCAGUCUACCGUUGAUACAGAACCCUAGACAUCAGAAUAGGUCUACCCAAGGGAUGAAAUCUAUUCACUUUCCCUGCUGGUUCGGAAAUGCACGUGUGUGUCAUGUGCGAUUUUGGACCCUCUGCGCAUGCACCGAGGGUCAAAAACAGGUUACUUCCUGGUUAAAACCAGAAAGUAACGCUGGCCGGGUGGGCGGAACUUUGCGCCACCACCACCACUUUGCCGAACCACACGCCGCUGCUGCUACUGGUUCACCCAAACUGGUGUGAACUGGUAGCAUUUUACCCCUGGUCUACCCACUUCAAAUGUAGCAAAGUUGAUGACUAAUGUUUGGAUGGAGGCCCCAACCUCCCAAAGGUUUGCCUUACUACCCAUGGAAUUCUAGUUAUAUCCUUGCUUUCUUUCUUUAUCUCUCCAAUAGACAUAUUCUCAGGUCUGACAUUAAAAGUUUGGUGCUGAAAUUUGGCUUCAUUAUGCAUUGAUAAUUUAUAUUAAUUGAGUUUUAUAUUAAUUGUAACUUUUGUAUUAAUUACAAGUUGACUAUGAUAUAUGACUGAUGUUCCAAAUUAAAAAGUGGUUUUAUUUUCUAGAAUUUAACUCUUUGGAUCUACCUUGUAAAUAGAACUUUUUAAUUAAAAAAAGCUUUAUUCUAA